Messenger RNA from Hipposideros armiger (great roundleaf bat), 4293 nucleotides. RefSeq names its product growth hormone receptor (gene GHR). NCBI's taxonomy places the organism in Eukaryota, Metazoa, Chordata, Mammalia, Chiroptera, Hipposideridae. The transcript has 10 exons. Bases 339 to 2252 code for a protein of 637 amino acids. Gene Ontology annotation, molecular function: cytokine receptor activity; protein binding. Gene Ontology annotation, biological process: cytokine-mediated signaling pathway. Gene Ontology annotation, cellular component: external side of plasma membrane; membrane. The record is from RefSeq and is a predicted model, not a curated record.
AGUCGGGCUGGAGCAGAAACACUGAAGCUGCCGCUGCUGAGCGGGGAGAGGUCGGUCCCAGGCUGCCGGGCCGGAGGAGAGGGAGGUGGUCCGGCUGUGCGCGUCUACACCGCGCGCCCCUCCCGAAUCGCACCGCCCUUUGUGGCUGGAGCCUUGUCUUGGCACUUGCGGAGCUGGGGUCACUAGAGUCACGGCCACAGGUCCCCAUGAGCUGGGGUGGGUGGAAAUCCUGGCGAGCCGAGUUCCCCCAGCCCUGGACAUACUCGUGGUUAUGAAAUCAACCAGGCUCAAAGUUUUGACAGAACUGCUGGAGGCACGAGGGCUGCGGUCCUACAGGUAUGGAUCUUUGGAAGUUGCUGCUGACUUUGGCAGUCGCAGGCUCAAGUGAUGCUUUUUCUGGGAGUGACGACACACCAGCUAUCCUUGGCAGAGCAUCCCAGGAUCUACAAACAGUUAAUCCAGACCUAGGGACAAACUCUUCUGGGAAACCCAAGUUCACCAAGUGCCGUUCACCUGAACUAGAGACCUUCUCAUGCCACUGGACACAUGGGGUUCAUCGCAGUUCCAAGAGCCCAGGAUUCGUACAGAUGUUCUAUUCUAAAGGGAGCACUCAAGAACAGACUCAAGAAUGGAAGGAAUGCCCCGAUUAUGUCUCCGCUGGAGAAAACAGCUGUUACUUUAAUUCAUCUUAUACCUCCAUUUGGAUACCCUACUGUAUCAACCUAACUAGCAAUGGUGAUAUUGUGGAUCAAAAGUGCUUUUAUGUUGAGGAAAUAGUACAACCAGAUCCACCCGUUGGCCUCAACUGGACUUUACUGAAUAUCAGUUUAACGGGGAUUCAUGCGGACAUCCAAGUGAGAUGGGAACCACCGCCCAAUGCAGAUGUUCAGAAGGGAUGGAUAGCCCUGGAGUAUGAGCUGCAGUACAAAGAAAUAAACGAGACCCAGUGGAGAAUGAUGGACCCCGUAUCGUCAACAUCAGUUCCAGUGUACUCAUUGAGACUAGAUAAAGAGUAUGAAGUGCGCAUGAGAUCCAGACAACGAAACUCUGAAAAAUAUGGCGACUUCAGUGAGGUGCUCUAUGUAACACUUCCUCAGAUGAGCCCACUGGCAUGUGAAGAAGAUUUCCAGUUUCCAUGGUUCUUGAUUAUUAUCUUUGGAAUAUUUGGACUAAUGGUGAUAUUAUUUUUAUUCAUAUUUUCUAAACAGCAAAGGAUUAAGAUGCUGAUUCUACCCCCAGUCCCAGUUCCAAAGAUUAAAGGAAUUGAUCCGGAUCUAUUCAAGGAAGGGAAAUUGGAAGAGGUGAACACAAUCUUAGCUAUUCACAACUAUAAACCUGAAUUCUACAACGAUGACUCUUGGGUUGAAUUCAUUGAGCUAGAUAUUGAUGACCCUGAUGAAAAGACUGAAGGAUCAGACACAGACAGACUUCUAAGCAAUGACCAUCAGAAAUCACUCAAUAUCCUUGGGGCAAAGGAUGAUGACUCUGGGCGUACCAGCUGUUAUGAACCUGACAUUCUGGAGACUGAUUUCAAUGCCAGUGAUGUGGGUGAUGGUACCUCAGAGGCUGCUCAGCCACAAAGAUUAAAAGGGGAAGCAGAUCUCUUGUGCCUUGACAUGAAGAUUCAAAACAAUCCCCCUUCUAAUGAUGCUACCCCUGCUACUCAGGAGCCUGGUGUUAUCCCAGCAGAGGAAAACAAACCAAGACCACUUCUCAUUGGUGGAACUGAGUCAACCCAUCAAGCUGCCCAUACUCAGCUAAGUAAUCCAAGUUCACUGGCAAACAUCGACUUUUAUGCCCAGGUAAGCGACAUCACACCAGCAGGGAGCGUGGUCCUUUCCCCGGGCCAAAAGAAUAAGGCAGGGAUACCCCAGUGUGACUUGCAUCCAGGAGUGGUCUCAUUCUGCCAAGCAAACGUCAUCAUGGACAACUCCUACUUCUGCGAGGCAGAUGCCAAAAAGUGCAUCGCUGUGGCCCCUCACGUCGAGGUCGAAUCACGUGUAGAGCCAAGACUUAACCAGGAAGACAUUUACAUCACCACAGAAAGCCUUACCACUACUGCUGGGAGGUCUGGGACCGCAGAACAGGCCCGAAGCACUGAGAUGCCUGUCCCAGACUAUACCUCCAUUCAUAUAGUACAAUCUCCACAGGGCCUCGUACUCAAUGCGACUGCCUUGCCCUUGCCUGAUAAGGAGUUUCUCUCAUCGUGUGGCUAUGUGAGCACAGACCAACUGAACAAAAUCAUGCCGUAGCCUUUCCUUGAUUUCUCGUGAGCUAAAUAUUUAAUAGCAAAGAGUUGACUGGGGCAUGAAUGCUUAAACCAAAACAAUGUUUAAAUCUUUUGUGGCAGGGGAUGGGGAGGUGUGGAUUCUAAAUGCCUUUUCCUGAAAUGUUGAAACAUGAUAUUAAAAAAAAAAUAAGAGCGCUUAAUCAGAUAGAUAUUCACGAUGUGAAUUGUAAAUAUUUUAAAGAAUUGUCUCAAAGACUGUCUAGUGGCAGUGAUUGUCUUGUUAUUGUGGGUGUUAAUUUUGUGAUGCUAAGCAUUGAAUGGCUGUGUUUGUAAUGUAUAGUAAAUCAUGCUUUUUGAAAAAGCGAAAUAUCAGGUGGCUUUUGCAGUUCAGGAAAAUCGAAUGCAAAUGAUAGCACAGGCUAAUUUUUUUUAAACAAUUGGGAACUAAAAUUAUAGAUAAGAAGACAAAAAUAGUUUGGAUAUGUAAAAUUUAUUUUGACACAAAAUCGAUGAAGAUAUUUUUAAUAAUUUACACUUCAAGCAUGGCUAUUUUAUAUUACACUAUACACGGUAUACUGUAGUUCAUGCAGACCCAUCUGAAGAAUGUAGCAACUACAGCCUAAAGCUGGUUUCAUGCUUUGGUCAGUAUACCUAAAGAAAAACAAAUAAACAGAUUAGUUUCUUACAUGGCCCUUUUUAUACCUCCCCAAAACUUAAACACUUCCAAAAUGUUUGUCAUUACUUACAUUAUUGGAACAUGCUCGUCUUACCUGAAUUUUUAAACAAAUAUUUGUUAAUUUAGAAAACUUUAAAAGGUUUGCACAGGUCAACUUAUCAUGAACCAAAAACAAACAAAAAACCCUUUCUUACCCAAACUUUGGUUCAUGCAAGAGCACUACAUACUGAGAGAAGUAGCAGUUAUGGCUGGUUCAUACUGACUGGGAUGCUGAAGGGUGGCAGUUGCACAGGGUCUGAGUUUUUUAGGGCACGCAAAUCCUGAGAGGAAAGCUCUAGAAACUCUGCAACAGGAUCUCCUCAAACACAGCUUGGUUUUUUUUCCUAGUUACCUAAGAAGGGAGUGAGGUACAAGAAGCGUUUUGUAUGUUGAAGCAGGUCGAAGUGAAGUUAACCAAAUAACAGAAUAAAAAGUGCAAGAAAUAGGUUUUUGUGUCACAGCCCAUAGCCAGACACAUACUCAUUAUUUAUGGUAACAAGAAACAGAAGAAACAAGAUUUUAAAUCCCCACAGAUAACUCAAAAUCUCCUUAAACCAACAGCGGAAACUAUCUUCCUCACCAAACCUUAUAUAGGAUUUAUUUAAAGUAGUAAAAGAAGAUGUUUCAUCAUUUUUUAUUUCCCCUCUGAGUGGACUGGCCCCAAAGCAGGUAGUCAGAAGAAGGGGCCUGAGUAAUUUAUAACUUUCUAAAAUUUUCAAUCCCUUAAUAACCCUAACAUCAUUAUUAGGAGCAUUGUGAUAGCUUCCCACGAGGUUUAUCAAAAAGAGAAAAAUCUUAUCUCACUGAAGAAUGAAUGCUUCUCAUUUUAAGUAUUUUUUAAAAGGUUAAUAAAACUUUAAAGUUAGCUUUAACUUAAGCAUUUGCCAUUUAGCUCAGAACUUUUUAGGAAACAAGCCUAGUGGUUGGUAAUUUUAAAUUCCCUUUUUCUUGCAAGGACAGUGAAAAGCUAGAAUUGGGUGUUUAAAGUUCAACAUGUUACUUUGUCAUAGAUGUUUAAUAGCUUUUCUGCUACCUUGCUGCUAUGGUUUUUCUCUAAUAGCUACAUAAUUUAGUUUCAUAUAAAAAUUUCAUCAAUGUAGAACCUAAUUCAACUUAAAACUGUGUUUGGGAAAACUAUGUUACUAUUUCACAAUAGGCUGACAACAUUUCUAUAGCCAAAAAUAGCUAAAUACCUCAAUCAGUCUCAGAAUGUCGUUUUGGUACUUUGCUGGCCACACAAGCCAUUAUUCACUAGUAUGACUAGUUGUGUCCUGCAGUUUAUAUUUAACUUUCUUUAUGUCUGUGGAUUUUUUUCCUUCAAAGUUUAAUAAAUUUAUUUUCUUGGAUU